AGCGUCACGUGCGUAUACACAGUGCGCACUGUGUCUACAGCAGAAAAAACGAACAACUUUCCCUUUUUGUUCUCCGAAGGACUAUUGAUUACUUCUCUUCGCUCUAGAUUUCUUCUGUGUGAAGAUUAUUGGGGGUAAAUAGAUGGGUCGCAAGAAAAAGAUCAAGAAGCCUUAGCAUGCCAGGGAUUUUACCAAAAAUCAGAAAUAUUUGAACAUGGGCUUUCAUUAUCUUUGGGGGUAGAUUAUAGGUUAAUCGAUUGUUUAGGUUAAAGUAGGGAAAUUUCGUUGAAUUGAUUUGAUUUUUGGCAUUGGUGAAUUUAGGGUUUUAUAAAAUCUCUGUGAAUUUUAGUUUUAUGUUGCUUAUGGUCUUAAAUACUUGGGUCGGAUUGGAUUUGUUGAUUGUCCAUGGAGUGUUUGAGGAAGAAGAGGAAGGGAGUGGAGAUAUCAGAAGUAUGUCAAAAAGAAGUUGAGGAACAAAAUUCAUUGGCAAUAUUGUGGUCACAUUUAUCCUUGGAAGAUUAUUCAAGGAGGAAAAAGAAAUGCAGGGAAGUAGUAUCUGUAAAAAAUGCUGAUUCCUAUAGAAGUUUAGUAACUGGAGUUGUCACUGCCCCACCAUGUGGGACUGCAUGUUUGAACUCUCCGGCCAGAGGUCUUAAAAGGAAAAUUGGAUGUAUUGAUGUGGCAACUCGUUUGGGUAGGAAGAAAAAGAUUGAACAAGAGUAUGAGUUGGGUGAAACUAUUGGGCGAGGAAAGUUUGGGUCAGUAGUGUAUUGUCGGUGUAAAGCAAGUGGAGAAUAUUUUGCGUGCAAGACUUUGCGGAAAGGGGAGGAGAUUGUACACCGGGAAGUGGAGAUAAUGCAACACCUCUCAGGGCAUCCAGGUGUUGUGACACUGAAGGCAGUGUACGAGGAUGCUGAGUCUUUCCAUCUUGUGAUGGAGCUUUGUUCUAGGGGGCGGUUGCUUGAUCAGAUGGCUAGAGAAGGCCCGUAUAGUGAACGACAGGCUGCUAACAUAAUUAAGGAGCUAAUGCUGGCCAUCCGAUACUGCCAUGAGAUGGGUGUUGUUCACCGGGAUAUAAAGCCUGAGAAUAUCCUCCUUACAACUUCUGGACAGAUGAAGCUUGCUGACUUUGGUUUGGCUGUGAGAAUUUUAGAUGGUCAGAGCUUGACGGGUGUAGUUGGAAGUCCUGCAUAUGUUGCUCCGGAAGUGCUGUUGGGUAAUUACUCUGAGAAAGUGGAUAUCUGGAGUGCUGGUGUCCUACUACAUGCGCUUCUAGUUGGUAUGCUCCCAUUUCAAGGCGAUUCUCUGGAAGCUGUGUUUGAAGCUAUCAAGAAAGAAAAACUUGAUUUUAGUGGUGAUGUGUGGGACUCAGUAUCACAGCCUGCUUGUGAUCUACUCUCUAGCAUGUUGACUAGGAGUGUUUCAGCGAGGCUUACUGCAAAUGAAGUUCUAAGGCAUCCAUGGAUUUCAUUCUACACUGAACCCACAUUGAAAACCUCAACUGUCAAACCAAAGGUGCAGAACACUUUAAAACAGACAACUUCUCUACCUGUGGCAGAGUCCGAGAGAAACAAGUUAAUAUCCCGAAACACACUCAGUGAAGACUCUAGUCCAACUUUAGUAUCUGGUGGUUCAACCGUAGGAGAGGAUAGUGGUCUUGUCGAUGUUCUUGCUGUAGCAAUUUCACGUGUUAGAAUAUCUGAACCUAAGAGAAGCAGGUUAUGUAGUCCAGCUCGGCCAAUUGAACAGGAGUGUUCGUCUAACUUGAAGACUGGAAACCUCUGUACAGCAUUUUGACUCCAAAGUAAAACUGCUGAUGCAUCUCGCAAUUUUGAACAUAGCUGGGGUGGAAGAUAACUUAUACUAGCUGAAGCCUUACCAAGACAGUGACGGAAGAUAGAUGCUUCGUCGUCUAGACUAGAAGGUGCGAUUAACCGACUUCUGUGUACAUAAAAUGCUGACCCUUAUAUUGUUGAUUAUAAGGUCAUGAGAUAAUACUUAAGUUGAUGGUUGUGCAUUGUUCAAAUAUUAAUAUGACCUAACGACUGUUGAAAGCUGAGAUGGUAUUUCCUGUAAGUAAAUCUGUGUGUUUCUUUGAUGAUUAGUUGAGCCUUAGUUUUAUCGUUC
Olea europaea var. sylvestris is the source of this 2127-nucleotide messenger RNA. Its product is annotated as serine/threonine-protein kinase PEPKR2. Gene Ontology annotation, biological process: protein autophosphorylation; intracellular signal transduction; peptidyl-serine phosphorylation. The coding region runs from base 406 to 1797 and encodes 463 amino acids. The transcript is spliced from 5 exons. Lineage: Eukaryota; Viridiplantae; Streptophyta; Magnoliopsida; Lamiales; Oleaceae. Gene Ontology annotation, molecular function: calcium/calmodulin-dependent protein kinase activity; calmodulin binding; ATP binding. Gene Ontology annotation, cellular component: cytoplasm; nucleus. The record is from RefSeq and is a predicted model, not a curated record.